AUGAAUGGCUUCCUUCUGGCCUUCGCUAUUCUGACAGUGGCUGCAGUAACAAUGACUGGAACAUCUAUACCAGAACAGGCAAACUCAGUCCUGAAAUUCUUUCAGAAGAAUGAAUCAACCUUUUUGGUUUUCCUGAACUCAGAAAAGGACACUUGUCUGGGGACCCUGAUCCACAAACAAUGGGUUCUUACCGCAGCACACUGCUUCUUACCAUUUCUUGAGAUGGAGAUUGAUAUUUUAGAUGAGGAUUUCCAAAAAAGGAUGGAGAGCUUAAGACCCAUGCUUACUGUCCCACAUCCAAGUUUCAAACAGGAUUCUGCCGAGCAUGACAUAGUGCUCAUCAAGCUGACACAUCCCCUAAAGCUCAACGACCAGGUAAAGUUGGCAGCUCUGCCCAGUCCCACAACUGACAGAAGGAUGAGCAACUGCACUGUCUUUGGCUGGGGCUGGUCAUGGCAGAAUUCUGAGGUAAAGCCUGAUGUCAAGAUAAAGCAGACUGUCUCUUGCUUCUCUAAUGAAUAUUGUGAAGAUUCCCCUAUAGGAAAAAUGCCUGUUAAAAUCACAGAGAACAUGUUCUGUGCAGGAUUGUCUCUGGAGAGCAAACACACAUGUAAGGAAGUACUUGCUGUCCCAAUCCUGUGCCAAAAUCAGCUCCAGGGGAUCUUAUCCUGGUCAGAAGGGUGUGUUCUGAGAGGUGACAUUGGCUACUACACCAAGGUUUCCCGCUAUACAGACUGGAUCCACAGAGUCAUCAGUGCCUACUGA
This is a messenger RNA of Rangifer tarandus platyrhynchus (Svalbard reindeer), 765 nucleotides long. The record is from the annotation of a GenBank genome assembly. Lineage: Eukaryota; Metazoa; Chordata; Mammalia; Artiodactyla; Cervidae.